AUGGUUGAAAAGAAUUCGUCUCGAACUGGAGACACAGAAGGUUUUUUUCGACGUAGCUGGACUGGAAACAAUCAUCGACCCGGCACGCAGAUCGAGGAGGGUGUAAACAGCGCGCCCCCUCCUCUACCAUCAUCCUCGAUCCAUCCAGGGGUUCGCAGUUUCUCUGCACCCAUCCAGAAUGGCAUGGACCGACUUCCUAUCGCUCCCAAUGGUAUUAAACCAGGUUCCUUGAGGGCACCAGGGGAACUCGGUGUCGUUCGUAACUCCGAAUCCACUGACCGCGUGGACUCGUCAGAAGAGGAAGCCGAAGCUAAUCCCUUUGUUCGAACACACCCAAAUGUGCUCCGUAUGCAUCAACGAGAAAACGAUUUGAUUCGAGCAUCGCGAACACCGGCAUCCAUUGCUGCCCAGACCCAGGCUCUUCGCGAGCUGGCAAAACG
Phaeodactylum tricornutum CCAP 1055/1 is the source of this 440-nucleotide messenger RNA. RefSeq lists its product with no specific name. NCBI's taxonomy places the organism in Eukaryota, Bacillariophyta, Bacillariophyceae, Surirellales, Neidiaceae. The record is from RefSeq and is a predicted model, not a curated record. The transcript has a single exon. The annotation marks the transcript as partial.